Xyrauchen texanus (razorback sucker) is the source of this 3429-nucleotide messenger RNA. Its product is annotated as membrane-bound transcription factor site-2 protease-like. The transcript has 11 exons. NCBI's taxonomy places the organism in Eukaryota, Metazoa, Chordata, Actinopteri, Cypriniformes, Catostomidae. The record is from RefSeq and is a predicted model, not a curated record. Gene Ontology annotation, biological process: regulation of response to endoplasmic reticulum stress; membrane protein intracellular domain proteolysis. Gene Ontology annotation, cellular component: cytoplasm; membrane. The coding region runs from base 114 to 1598 and encodes 494 amino acids. Gene Ontology annotation, molecular function: metalloendopeptidase activity.
AGUGACGAGUUGCACAUUUGUUUUGUACACAGUGUGGAGUUUAAUCGGAGUUUAAAGUCGUUAAUUUGACGCUGAAAUCGGAUGCACUUGAGGCGCAUGCAGCCCGGUGUGCCAUGAUUCCCAUAGCGGUUGUGGUGUGUGUAAUGGGAGGGUGGUGUACGGUGUAUCUGGCGGACACGCUGCUGCGGUCGUCCAGCUCAGUGAAGAACCGCUAUGAAUCGUGGUUGUCAUCUAAUGGAUUUACUCUGUCUCCAUUCCACAUCAAAUGGCACACGGCCAUCUUCAACCGUCUGUUUGCCAGAUGUGCCCACCUUAACCCUCGCUUUUUGUACAUCUGGUUCAGUGCUGGUAUGGUGUUUGGAGUUCUGGCCAUGUUCGGCUCUGUGGUUUUGCUGAGCAGAACUUUACAGCAGACUCUUAGUCAGAUGAUGGCAGAGACUCCGGAGGGAUCCCACGAGCAAAUCUUGCAAGUGGUGGUCCCUGGUGUGAAUCUGCCUGUCAGUCAGCUGGCCUAUUUCUUCAUAGCCAUCCUAGUUAGUGGCGUCAUACAUGAAUUUGGCCAUGGGGUGGCAGCACUGAGGGAGCAGGUGAGAUUGAAUGGUUUUGGCAUGUUCAUGUUUGUGGUUUACCCCGGAGCGUUUGUGGAUCUCUUCACCACGCACCUGAACCUCAUAUCCCCGGUACAGCAGUUGAGAAUAUUCUGUGCAGGUGUGUGGCACAACUUCAUGCUUUGUGUCGUAGCCCUCAGCUUCCUAUUUCUGCUGCCUGUCGUUCUGUUUCCCUUCUACUACACCGGAGCAGGAGCACUGGUCACUGAGGUGGUAGAGGGCUCUCCCUCGAGUGGACCUCGUGGGCUGUUUAUAGAAGAUUUGGUCACCCAGCUGGAAGAUUGCACUGUUAGGGGAGUGCAAGACUGGCACAACUGUGUUCAACAUCUGUCCCAUAAUCCUCAGACGGGUUACUGCGUCCAUGCUGCCAAACUACAACUCAGCUGGACGGCAGGGAGAGCAUAUAAACGCCUUGAUGGGACUAUGGAGUGCUGUGGUAAUAACAGCAUGACAGACCUCUGUUUCUCGUACAGUAAUAACCUGGAGAGCAAACUGUUUGCCUGCCUGCCGGUUCGAAAAACCAUCGAAGCGAGCCGUACAUGUCGUACCAACACUGACUGUCAAACGGACUUCAUCCCGAGCUUGUGUUUAAUCCCAUCUCUGGAGAACCAGACCAGACUGAUACGGGUCAAACACCCUCCACAGACAGACAUGCUGUUCGUCGGAUACCCUUCACACCUCCAGUUUUCAGUGAGCCUCACCAACUUUGUUCCUCGUUUGGGUUUCCUUCACCCUGAUCUGCCGGUCAUGCUGGAGACAUUCUUCAAAUACCUGAUAUCAUUGUCAGGGGCUCUGGCAGUGGUAAACGCUGUCCCAUGCUUUGCACUGGAUGGCCAGUGGAUGCUGACAGCGUUCCUCGAGGCCACACUGAGCUCCCUGAUCCCAGAGAGAAACAACCGUGAGCUAAUUGGCUUCUUUUUUCUCCUGGGGGGCAGUGCCCUUCUUGCAGCCAAUGUGGCUCUGGGCCUAUGGAUGGUCACAGCACGGUAACGGAUAGCUUUCUCCUCUAAUCAGACUGCUUGGGGGACAUGUUUAUUGAGGAACCUGCUUGAAAAACCAGAGGAAUAGACUAGGUGUGUAACUUGUAGUGGUGGACAGUGUGCAGGUUGCCCCACUCACCAAAGAAAGGGCCAGAGGGAUUGAAACCUGCUGUACCUCAGAAUGAAUUUGUACAGUUUGCUUCUUCGUCGAUUUGUUCUUAGGUCUGAAUUGCAUCAAGAAGCAAGCUGUGAAAAUAAUUUUGAAGGUGCAUGCUUUUACUGUACACCGAGACCUCAGGACUGCACCAAUAGUGCCCUCUUUGAUCAAUGCACUCUCACACAGGCACAUUGAGGGAUCUGAUUUAAAUGUGUGUCUUCUUUGUGUAAGCCGACAAAUGGCUCUACAGUAUAUCAACAUCUACAAGUACAUGGAGGUAUUUUUAGGCAUUCCCUGCCCAUUUGGCCUCUCUGCCUUCCUGAAGUACGUAGUCUGACAAAUAGAAAGGUUGUAGUUUUACUUGGUACCUUUUGUUCCGCAUCUGUAGUUCACUUUUUCUUCAGGCUACUGCAAACCAGCCAAUUACCACUGCACUGCAGAAAUAAAGCCAUUUAAAAAAUUGACCCCAUGAGGGAAAUUUGGGCAUUACAGCAGCAAGAUUUGAACACCAGGUGCUAACAGCCUACAGGCUAUAGCCUAAAAAUAGUACUCAAAUCUGUAAACUGAAUAUAAAUUUGUGGAUAUGUUGACUACACAGAAUGUUACUCCAUUAGAAGUAGCAUACGGCAUGACAAGCUCUUGCUAAACUCGCUCCAUUGUGGAAAAGUAUUUUUUUUUUCUUUCUUUUUUUGAAGGGUAUACUGUGAAUAUUUCAGUAAAGACUUUUUCUAUCUGGAAGAAUUUAACUGAAGCCUUUAACACAAGCUUGGAUUACCCAACAACAUUUAGCCAGACUAUUUGUUCUAACUGCACUGGGAAUUAUUUGUUGAAUAUGGUAAUAUUUUAAAUUACUUUGAUUACUUUUUUAUUUGUUAUCUUUUUUUUUUCUUUCAAUACAAUGUACAUACAAUUUAUAAAUUAAAUUUGCAAAAAACUUUUUAUGUCAUUGGCUCUUUGUUUUGAACAGCUUGAGGUUGGUCUUCUCCAAAUAUGUUUGGCAAGUCACCUUCUGUUUGAUUAUUCUGUUCUCCAUGCGUGUGCUCUACCCUCUCGGAUAGGCAAAUGUGUACGUGAGCUUAAGAAGGGAAGAUGUUUAACUAUAGCAGUGUUUGGAAUGAAAUACUUGCAUACUGCUUAGUGCAUACUGCGCAGUGUAUACUGUAAUAUUGUAUACUGUGUACACCUAAUUUUUUGUUUUAAGUAUGUGACAAAAUGCGAUAUGCUACAACAAGCAUUUCCAAAAGUGGUAUGCUACAUAGUUGUGACAUGACCUUACUACUUAUUCAGCGAGUGCCAUCCAGUUUUUAUUUCUGUAAUAGUUAUUGAGGUUAUUAUGUGUUUUUAAACAUUGGCAGUUUGAUUAAAUAUUGAGUCAAGAGAGAAUUUUUUUUAAAUCGUUCAUUCAUCAUAUUUAUAAGGUAAAUUUGUACGCAUUGCAUUGUGGAAUAGAGUACCUAGCGCAGUAUUGGGCAAAUGUAUUAGGUUAUCCUGAUAUUCUCUUCAUGAAGAACAUUUGCACAGUUUGCAGACUAAACAUUACUUUAUCACGGAGGAGGGUGGGGCCGGAAUGACGCAUGCCCGGACCCCAAUCAGCCUGAUGAGGCGAGUGAGGGAUAAAGGCGACCGGAGACGGCAGUUCGAGAGAGAGAGAGAACUACAGGCAUCUGCCCUGUAUGUGUUUAUG